Molecule: messenger RNA, 2025 nt
Organism: Chlamydomonas reinhardtii
Lineage: Eukaryota; Viridiplantae; Chlorophyta; Chlorophyceae; Chlamydomonadales; Chlamydomonadaceae
Exons: 3
Coding region: 200-631 (143 amino acids)
Source: RefSeq, a predicted model, not a curated record
CGACGCGUCCGGCGCAACAUGGGCGGAAACGCUACCUGGCCCAGCAAUUGUUAUGAGUUACCUACAAAACAUAUGGAUUACGCUCCUGUGAUAGACUGUAAGAAUGCUCUUGCCCCCUGGACAAACACUGCUACGCCUGCAACGCGCUCUUCCAGCCCGAGGCGUUCGGGCUGCGCCGGUCAAGAGUACCCGGCUUAAAAUGGGCAUAGUUCGGGCAGACAACGCAGCAGAGCGACUGCGCAAGAGCCUGAAAGAACAGGGGUUUUCGAACAAGCAGGCUGCUGCUCUGCUGAAAACGUUCUCAGGCACCAAUGACCUGCUCAAGCAGUCAUCAUUUGAUGUGCGCAUGAAUGACCUCAGCUCAGCGGUGGGCAAGCUCAACUCGGAGGUGGGCAAGCUCAGCGUAGAGGUGGGCAAGCUUAGCGUAGAGGUGAAGACGCUCAGCUCAGCGACGACACAGACCACCGAUGGGAACAACCUCAGCUCAGCGAUGAACGUGCGGACCACCCGCAUUCAGGUGUUGCUGGUAGUCAUCAUCGCGGGCCGGCUGCUUCUCUCAAGCCCGGAGGCCCUCGCUGACAGCUUUAUCGGCAAGAUGCUGACGGCGCUGCUGUCAAUCCUGGCAAAUUGACUCAAGGGAGAUCACCGCACCGGCAACCACAGCCGGCACCAUCCUGCACCUCUUCCUCUUCUUUCAUGCGUCAGCGGCACGCCACGCGUCCGUGCGUGUGCGUGCUUUCACCUGCGUUCGUAGCCCAGCCCGCAGCCCCCACGGCUGAAGGGCGAUCAGCUCUUCACGCCGGCAGUUUUACGCAGCAGCAUCGACCUGCAGCAGUUCGUCCUGGGCGUGUCAACCUCGGCCUACGCCGUGCCGUCAGAGCCGCAGCGCAGGCAGCUUUCUUACCAACAGCUCAGUCGUCGGCAGCGUGCUCCCACAGCGGCACCGGCACCGGUGGUGUUUGACGCCCGCUUCAUCAGCUGCGUGCAUCCCAGGCUUCGCCGCACGCGCCCAUGGCGGCGGCGGCUGUCCGGCGGCUUCGCUGCGCACUUAAAGGCGGCGGCGGCACAUCCCCACUCCCCAGCUACUUCGUCGUGCGCGCUCGGGAGGGAUUGAAUCGAAGGGGUGAUCGUGCUGCGAAUGCCUAUGGAGGUGUCGGGAAGCGUAGCUUGGCUGCUCACGUAGGGGCGCACCGGGCAGCUGCCGCCAUGCACACAGGCAGCACAUCAGCGCGCAAGGCAUGGUGUUUUGGAGCUGGAAUCCUUGUCCAGGCCAGUGGGAUUUCGGUCUGGGCGCAUGGUUCCCAGGGGCGGGGGUCGAGGUUUAUCAAAGUGUUGGGACUGGAAGAGCCUUGGGAUGGCCUUGCACGGUGCAAGCGUGUGUGCUCACAUGAGUGGGUAUAAGAGAGCUGCAUGAGCCAGAAGUGUAUGGCACUUUGCAGACAUGGAGUCACGUGUGGAACUGCUACGGUAGUGUUGAUUACGGUACCAAAGAUUCCGGAUGCGCACGGCUGAAUGUAGAGUAAUCGGCCCUUUCAGUGGGCGGCGGGGCAUUGCAUUACACACAGGUUUGCCCGGUAUUGUGUGGCGGCUGUACAUCAGUGCAGUAUGUCAGGCAGGUGGCAGUUGUGCGGCGUGUGGGAAGAUGGCGCAGAAGCGUGUGCUGUGCGCGCGUGCUGACAUGAUGAGCAGGUUGCUUCAUGGGAGGGUGUGCGUGAGCGCAUGGAGAGGGUACGUUGUACACGGUGCACACAGAUGCAUCAGGGAUACGGUACAGGGGUUUGGGCUGAGCGGCUAGCGACGGGCGCACACUGGAGCGCAACUGCAGAUAGCGGCCUGCAGCUGAAGGGCUGAGUGGCCUUGCAGUUCAGAUUGCAUUGGUUACAAGAGGGACCUGCUGACGCAGUUCACGAGCCAGUGACGUGGAGAACGAACAUCCUGCUCUGGACCCCAGGGGCGUGCCGCCUGCAACAGUUCAGUAGCCUGUGUUGCAGAAGCGUUGAUGAUACAUGUGUAAGAUUCUAGUUU